Molecule: messenger RNA, 9310 nt
Organism: Gigantopelta aegis
Lineage: Eukaryota; Metazoa; Mollusca; Gastropoda; Neomphalida; Peltospiridae
Product: anillin-like
Exons: 19
Coding region: 100-4377 (1425 amino acids)
Biological process (GO): mitotic cytokinesis; actomyosin contractile ring assembly; septin ring organization
Cellular component (GO): actomyosin contractile ring
Source: RefSeq, a predicted model, not a curated record
CGAGACUUUCAACCGCCAAUUUUAAAAUUGCUAGAAUUUUGAAAAUUUUGCGUUUUAAGAAAAGUAUUCACGAUUUAUGUUGAACAGCAGCCAAAGAUAAUGGAUCCGUACACCGAGCAACUGAUAGAGAGGUCAAGGCAACGUCGCGAGAUGCUAAAUCAAAAGCUUGGCAAGACACCCGAGGCUGCUCCUCGGAAACGGCGAACUCCUCUUUCUGAGGAUCUGUCAUCCAACGUUACGGCAACCAGUGACAGUGUUGUACAGAAUGAUGAUAAUGAUGAUUCACCAAAACGUCAGUGUACCCGUGACUAUGAGCAGCAAAUAAAACCUGACACCCCUGCUAUUGGCAGUGUUAAAUCUCGUCUUCAUGCUUUGGCUAGUGAAAGGACACACUGGUCUGACACUUCAGACAGUGAGCAUAACUCCAAAGCAGUGUCAGUUUCGAAGGAAUCUUAUACUCUAGAUACGGAGAUGGAAGCGCCAAAACCUCGCAAGGGCCGACUCGCCCUCGCAGCUCUUGCCCAGGACAUCAAUACCUGGGAAGAUGACUUUAGUCAUCACACCUCGACUCAGAAAGAAAAUUAUUCAAGUUCAGGCAAACCUCACGCAACCUCCCAGCCUGCCUCGAACUUUAAGUCGACUAAGACUUAUCCGCCACCAGCUCCACCAUGCCCUAAACAGGAGACGAGCUGUGGUCCAAAUUCCCCAAAGAAGUUCCAUGCUCCCCAGCCUCCGAUGAAUAACAACAACAGUCGGUCGGUAUCGGUGUCGAAAUUUCAUUCUUCAGUCUCACCAGUGAAGUCGCAGCUAACUUUCGGAACCUUGCAGCCUAGCAGUCCAUCUCCAGCCAAAGUGGCAAGACCUCUUCAGUACGUUGCAUCAGUGAAAGGCUCUCCCACAAAAGAUGGCAGGAGACUGACCGAGCAGAUCCCUGUCAAUUCAAGAGGUUUGAACGAAUCACCUACUACAGACGAACAGACAGACGACGAACCAACCAUGAAACCAGUGGCCGAUCGGUUUGCCAAAUGGGCGAAGAAAACGGAAUCCUUCAAAUCGACCACAGAACCCCCCAAAACACCCUUGUCUUCUCGAGUGGCAUCGUGGGAACAGAAGGUCUCGCAGACACCCAAAAGUCAAACUUCUGUUCAGAAGGUGACACACACGCCAAGACAAAUGUGUACUCCGGUUAGCAAAUCCAGAUUGAGGGAGUGUGUACCGAGUACCCCAGUUCAGAACACACCUUCUGCUCCUGCUCCUCCGGCUAGUACUGGGGAUGUGGACCCAGCCAUGCUCCCCGUGUCGGCCAGAAUGGCCAAGUGGCAAGAGAAGACGGCAGCGCCCCCUGUUGAGGAAGAGCCCACAGCAUACUCUGUCAUAGCAAGGAUGUCGGCCUGGGAACACAUGUCAUCAAACAACCAGGUGUGCCACAUCAAAAAGGUGGAUCCUUCAUUAGUGAUAGUGUCCCCUUCCAAACAGAUACCAGAUAAACCCCCUGCCCAGCAGGUACCCAGAUCACCUUCCGUACCAAAAGCUGCAGUACCCAGCAAGAUUGCCACCCCAAGUAAACCUCUGACUCCAACGAAAAGCUUCAAGGAAAGCAUAAGUGAGCAAAUUCAGCAGAUGAAAUCGGGUCAGUCUCCUGGGCCGAAAUCUCCACAGGCUGUCCCACCCAAGUCCCCAGCAAAGACGAUGCCCCUGUCUCCUAGCAACGCGAGCAACUCGAUGAAGACUGUACACCAGCGGCUGAUGGAACAGACUCACAGCAGCAGCAAGAGUAAAGAGAUAGAGAACAAGAUCCGCCAGGAGCGCAUGGCCGAGCUUCGGUGCAUUCAGAACAGGUGGAAGAACGGUAUCCUCAAGGAAGAGUCCUCCACAGACAAGCCUGGACCAGCUGCCGAGAAUGCAAGUGCUGUGUGUGUUGAACAAGUAAAAUCGGCGUCAAAUGCCGGAAGUCAUACUCCUAACAAGAGAGAUGCCAUCCGGGCUAUAGCAAGAGAGGAUUUUGAUCGCAAGCUAGCUGCCAUGGGAUUUGACGUUUCAGAUGAUAGUCCUAGUGCAAGCUUCAAUUUUAAGAAGGGUGGCCGGUCCUACAACCAGCAACAGGCAGGAACAAAUGGCCAGACUCCCCCUCCAGCCCCAAAACUACCCAACUCGGAGAAAAAGUCUCAACAGUCUGCGAUUUCACAUGCUGUGCCUCAAGUCGAUAGCUCAAGCAUGUACUCUGCCAAGCCUCCACUGCCUACACCAGCUAGCUGUCAGAAGUCCCGAUCCAACAGCAUCUAUAGAAUCAUAGCCAAAAAGGACGAAUUUCCCCAACAACAGAAUCAACUGACCUUGUCACAAAGAUCACAAGAGCAGAGUCAAGCGCCUGUCAUCCAGCGAAGAGUUCAAUUUGAGGACAGUUUUGACAGCACUGAUGACAACGACACAUCAGAUAAUGCUCCUUCGUCGAGGGACGACACCACAGAUGCUCCAUCUAGGGAUGAGUCUCAGGAAUCCUUUGACGAGACAGAAAUGGAUGAGAGCGAGUCUGACCGACCACAGCGACGGGCGAUGCCGAAUGUUCCGCAGCAGAUUUUAGAUGAAGAUGAUGGUGAUGACGUCAGUCUGAGCGCAUUUGUUCCUGCUUCCGUGCGACGUGAAAGCAUCAUCCCUAAUCGGCCAGACACUGAGCAGAAUCAGGUUUUGGACACAAGUUUUGACAGCUUUGAUGAGCCCCGCCAACCGGCCCAUGAACUCUAUUCCAGAAGGAUGGUGCCACCUCAAUAUGGUGGUGCUGGUGCCCAGGAGAGUUCCAGCAGUCUGACCAGUACAGAGAGUGAAAGCGUGAGCGAGGGCUGUUACCGAGUGAGAGACCAACGCAAGUUUAACGACACGUACCAGGAGGAUGACCGCAACGACAUCAAUGACCUGCUCGAUGAAGCCAUGGAUGAGGAGAUGGGUGAUGAUGAUGAAGAUGAUGAUGGACUUCCGGUGCCAGCACCGAGACAUGGACAGCAGAGGAACGAGGCUUCGAAAACUAAUGUCACCAGUCCUCUCAUCUACAGCAUCAGCAUGUACAGGUCGAAAAAAUUUGACCGCCCAGACGCUAAGAUGUCGAUAGUGAGGAACAGUGACUACACUCACAUGGAUGUGAAAGAGGAAAACAUCCCAAUGCCGACCUCUUACCCUCCAGAAGAACAAAGAAAAUCACUGCAUGAACGAAUUCAGGUACUUAGAAUACAGGAACUACAGGAGUUGGUGAAGCAGGAACAAAGUGUCAUCUGUCAGACAAGCAAUGCACUUAACCAGUGCUGUGCCAGUAACUCGUACUUCGCAGGCUCUGCAGAACAGGUGGAGUGUAACCGCUUGCUUCUUAUUGCCUGUCAGAAGAGACAGUCGUAUCUACUUGAGAUCUCCCGCCUCAAGGAUACAAGGAAUUUGGAUCCAGCUGGCCCUGGUCCUAAAGGUUCACUCACAAUUAGUGACAUCAGGCUCCCUCUUAAGAAGGACUUUGUCACUAAGAUUGGCACUGGUCAAGAUAACAUGGUGUACUACUUCAUCCUGCUGAUACGGAACAACGCCCAGGUGAUCUGCACACAGAUGCUGUCCACACAUGACCCCAUGAUGCGAGGCAGUCUCGAUUUCCCCAAUCUCAUCAAGCUGAACGGCAUCACGGCAAACUUCAGGAUCACUAUCGACAUUUACGGGAUGUCUGUUUCUAAAGAGAACUCUGGAAAAGAAAAGAAGAAGAAAACUCCCAAAAAGCAACGAGGUUAUGGUGUCUCAGUUCAAAGUCCUGGUGGACCAAAUGCAGUAAGAACAACCAGUUUCAGUCUGAUCACAACAGUACCACUUGACAUGAAGGCACUUGACAAGACGUGCUUCAAUCUGGACAGGCUGCCAUAUCUUUCUCCACUUCAUGGUACCAUAUACAUGAGACUCAAGUGCCUCAUGGAGGCUAAUGUUGAAGAAAGAGGAUUUUUGACAAUGUUUGAAGAUGUCAGUGGUCUGGGUGCAUGGCACAGACGCUGGGUGGUUUUGGCCAGAAACAAACUCUGCUUUUGGAAGUACCCCGAUGAUGAAAACAAGAAGGAUCCGAUAGGCUUCAUAGAUUUAAAGCGCUGUAUCACUGAGAAGGUUGGCUUGAUUCCACGAGAUAUCUGUGCUCGACCGAACACAUUUGAGGUGGUGACUGUCAGACAGCCGAGACGGGGUGAACGAGACACGCUGGUUUCCAAGACGUACAACACACUGACCACAAUGAAACAUAUGAUGUCAGCUGACACAAAGGAAGAGCGAAUUGUCUGGUGUAACAUGAUUAACAGAACCCUGGCAAAUAUUCGAACGUGGCACUCGGAUGCCAUGCGACCAAUCAGGUUGUCGGACAACCAGUAGACGAUCCACUUUGUGUUAUAAUACACUCAACUGUGUGUUACCAAGACUGGUCUGUGCUGUCAGAAUUGGUUUGUGUGCGAGUCAUGAUCUGGACAAUGUGUUGUCAAAACUGGACUGUGUGUUGUGUAAGCAGUAGACUGUACGUUGUCAUAACACUCAACUGUGAUAUGAUCGAACGAGAUGGAUUUAAACCAGACUGUUGAAAGUCUUCCAUUGUGACAGACAAUAUUUAUUCUUUUUUUUUAAUUAUAAUUAUUGAUAUAUGUAUUUUUUAUUAUGUUAACAUAAACACUUAUUUAUGAAGCAGUGUAUUACUUGUAAACACACAUCGUACUGCCUUUUUCUGCCUCCUAUUUCAAGGUGUGUAUUCUUUAAUGCUUUGUCUUGAAUUUCCUACUACAACUGCUGCUGUAUGGUACAUUUCUCUCUAUUUAAACUAUAUUUCUUCUUGAAAGUGCAAUCCCUUGUAUUCAUUUAAAUGUAGAAGGAAAAAUAUAAAACUAAUAUUUCUAAAUUAUGAUGACUACAUAUUUCUUGUAGGUCAUUCUUAGAAUAAGCUGAAUAAGCAAUGAAUCAAAUUGUAAAAUGUACAUAAAAUAACAAAAACGUGUGAAGCGUCUACAAUACAAUCACUUGGAUUUUUGCAUUGUUUAUUCUGCUACAAUUUCCACUAAAUAUAUAUUUGGCGUAAUUAUUUUAUUCAAAAUAUGUUGAAUGAGCAUUCUGAGAGUACUGCUAAAGCAAUGCAUGUCUCCUGCUGGACUAGACAAAUGUUCAUAUCUCUUACAUUGAUGACCGUCAAAAAUGGGUAAAUCCCUAUGCAUGUUAGACUUGAACUGUAACUCUACAUUAUAAAGCUUGAGGCAGUGUAAACAAAACAAUUAUUGGGAAACCAUAUGUGGGACAUAUAGACAAACGGACUGAGACAAAACCUAUAGUCCCCUCCGGUUGAGCUGGUAGGGAACUAAUAAAAAGAACAUGUUUCUUUUGUAUCUGUAAGAAAGUCACUCAAACAGAUUGCUUCUCAAAGCACUGUACAUUUAAUCGAUCCUUGAUUCGUCAUUGUAAAUUGAUGAUUGGACAAAGAAUUUCAUAGGAAUCACGACACCAGAUGAAAGCAAUGUUAUGGUGUAUGAUUUUCACUAUUUACAAAAGAUGGGAUGAUGCUUAUUCCUGUUGUAAUAGAACCAGGACCUAUGCUUCAACGUUAUACAAGCUUCAAACCAGAUUGGGUGUGAGUUGAAAUGAAAUUUGAAAACACCUGAAAUGGAGUAACAAUUGUUUUUACUAUUUUAUAUCAUGGUGUUCUAACUUCAGGCCUCUGACAAUUGAAAAUCGACUUAACCAUUUAUCGGUUACACAGAAAUAAAUCCAUUUCCUUUUUGUGUGACCUGUUAUAUCCAUGUAAGUGGUGCUCUAAAUUUUUUCGCGAAAAUAAAAUAGAAUACGCAAAAUAAGAUUUGCACGUGCGAACGAACGAAAUGACAGCUGACAAAUUGUUAUAGUUUUUAUGACAACUUGACUGUAUUGUACAGACUUCUUGUAUCAAUAUUAUAAUGCAUGUUUUAAUAUUUUUAAUGUGUGUAUUUCAAUGUUAUAUAUGUGAUCAUGUAAUUGAAUAUGGGUGCUUCACACAUUGGUGAAUGACUUUGUUAUUAGCAAUUCAACUGUGAUGUCUAAAAUAAUGUAUUUUUAUAUAAUAUUGUUAUUCGAUGCAUGGUAUUAGGGUCAUUUAAAGUCAGAAGAUGAAGUCGACAAAAUGUAGCUCGUGUUUUCCUCUGCAAAGCAACUGAUGUCUUUCAGUGUUUUUUUCCGCAUGCAAUUCUUUGAAAAUUGAUGUUUUAUUAAUUCAUUACUUUUCCAGAAAUACACUUAUGUGGGUGUUGUACAUGCAUAAAAUAACAGACUUUUGUUGUUGUCACACCCACAAUUCUUGUGUCGUUUAUUUCUGGGACAGUUUUAAACUUGCAAUCUCUCUAUUCUACAAUAUAUUUGUUAUAAUUCAUAGAAGUACAUCAAUAACUUAUGUGUUUUCAUUUUCAUAAUAAUCAACAGAUAUUGUCAACUAUUUACAUGUAGCCCACAGUUCUGAUCACAAUGUUUUAAACAGUAGACACUUACUGUUAUUUGGAAUGGCAUAUUAAUACAUAUAGGUCUAACCUUUAUUCUCUGUGCUCGACCCGCCCCCCGCCCCCCCAAGAUAAGAGAACAAUAUGGGAUGAGAGGUGUGUGAAUCAGCUAUUCUGAGUGUAUAUGUGUGAUCUUUCACUGGUCAAUUUGAUGGUAAAGUGAAAUUAUCCACAUUUCAAGAACUAGAUGGCUAUGAAUUGUUUCACUAGAAGUAUCUUUGGAUGUGACCUACAUGACAGAUAAAGGAAAUAGAAGAAUGGUGCAUCACCAAAGGAAACCCUAAGUUGAUUGUUAAAUAUUAAAAAUGUGCUAGAGAUUGCAGCUUUAACAGAUGAUGAUAUAAUAUUAUGUUGGUGAAUGGUAAGAAUAUUUGUUUUUACAGUGCAUAAUAACACUUAUAUUCAGUAAUCGUCUACUUAUAUAAUUGAUACAUUUGUAAUUGUUUCUUUAGGUGUUCUACAUAUAUAAUACACAUUGUGCGUAUCAAGCUUGAUUAAUUUUGAUAGCAUGAAUUUUACACAAAUUGUGUCACCACUUGUACAAUGUAAACAAACCAAGGUAAUAGUUAUAUCUAUUUUAUUAAUUUUGUACUAUAAAUACACAUUUUUAAAAACUAAUUUAGUAUCCGUUUUUCUACGUUUCCUUCUUGUGAACUAUAUCUAUAGGAAAACAUGCUAUCUUAUUAAUGUUUAUAGUUUGUGUUUAGUACAGUAUAUAUUGGGGUAGCUUUUUCUAGUCUGAGUGUCAUAUCGAAUGUCACCAAUACAAUUUCUGUAAUCAUGAAACUGAAGGAACAAAUAUGGUAAUGACAGAUUUAGCAAAUUGUCUCAUAUAUAUGUUUCUAUUUUAGCAUUCAUUAAUAUAGAUAGACCGAAAACAACAUAUAUGCAUGUGUUUAUGUAUUUUCAGACCAAAAUAUGUUAGUUGAUCAAUAUAUUUGCACCUAUGAACCUUUACCCUACAUGCCCAAUCACCAAUGAUCCUUCCAUUACAACAACAAUCAUAUAACCUAAAUGUAUGUAGCUAUGAAUUGUAAUUCAUAAUUUCUUAUUUGAAGAAACAAUAUUAUUUCUAUUUAUCUAAGAUUUAACCGCUGUUUUUAGUACAUGGAAACAAAUAUUGAUGGUUUAGUGCUAAAAUAUACUCAAAACUUAAGCAGUAAUAAUAAUUUGUACUAACAUGUACUGUAAGAUUAAAUGUGUAUGUGAAAUGGUUUGUUAUAUUUUUUUGUGGAAUUUGCCAAAUGGGGGCUUUUGGUAGUUGUUUUUGGAUCUGAAUUAUGACCUGCAUUAGAUGAAGACUUAACUAAGAUGAAAAAUAUCUUUCUUAGCACUGGUACUGUGGUAGAGUGGAUUGUGAUGUACUGCUAAAAUGAAUUCUGAGCUUAAUAAAAAACAUGCAUUCAUUUAGACUGAUUUCUGGCAUUUUAAAGAAAUUUUAUAUCUUUAUUUUGUAAUUCCUUGAAAACCAGUAAGAGUUGUAGUUUGAGUGUCUGUUUUUAAAAGAUACUUUUAUGUUUCCCAUUUUAUUCUGAAAUGGUCCCAAAAUUAAAAAAUCUUCCCACGUUAGUUUUUGUUUUUAAUGACACCACUAGGGCACAUUGAUUAAAUCAUCGCCAAUGGAUGUCAAACAAUUGAUAAUUCUGACCGAAGAAACCAGCUAUAGUUUUCCAUUAGCAGAAAAAAAAAAAAUGUUUUAACGAAGCACUCAACACAUUUUAUUUCCGGUUAUAUUGCAUCGGAUAUAUGGUUAAGGUCCAUUAGCAGGAAGGAAUCUUUUAUAUGCACUUUCCUAUAAGACAGGACAUCACGUGCCACGACCUUUGAUAUACCAGUUGUAGGGCACUGGUUGGGAUGGGGGGGGAAAACAAUCUGAGAAUAGGUCCACAAAGGGUUUUUGAUCGUACAACCAAAAUAUUUCAGUCUAGCACUCAAUUGAUUGACUUAGAUCCCGGCCUGGAGGAAAAGCCAAAUGUAUAUUAUCAGUUGGUGUUCUGAAUUGCCACUCAUCUUCAUAAUUCAAUAGGAUAUGUUAUUAAAAAGUACUUUAAAACAAUUGCAUGAAGACACGAUCUUGAACUUUUGUAAGCAUGCUGUUAGAUCCACAUGUAAUAGUGGAGCUAAUUUUAAUUGGAUUGUGUUCAUCAGAACAUUGUACAGGGAAAAAAGACGUAAGCAAGAUUUAUGUUAAUAAAAUAUUUAUUAUACAAUUAAAUCAUACAAAAAAUAUUUCAAUAUUCUGAAAUAUUUUUGACUAAUACACAGUCACAACCCAUUCUCCGAAUCUGAGUAAUGAUUCUAUAAGUGAUUGCUAUAUUAUAUUUUAUAUCAUAAUUAUGUGGGUAAACAUAACACUGACGAUGGACUUGCGUGAAAAACUGGCCCAUCUCUGCUCCUUUAUAUUCCAACAGUACAUAAUAUAGAGCAAAUAACUGCUGCAUAUACUUAAAAAUAAAAAAGCCAACAUUAAUACAAUACUGUCAACAGAUUGGAACCGGUGUGACAAAGAAAUAUGAAAAAAAACCGCUUGGCUAAUGCAACUAUUUGGUGUGACAAAUGUUAACGAUGUUCCUUUAUGAGAAACCUGUGUGGACGUUCAACACUAAAACAAAAUUUGGCAGGAAACAAAACCUCUGCUAUUUUGUUUUUAUUUAUUAAUUACAUAGUACCAUGUAAGCAGCAGGUUACCUCAAACACCAACUCAAGGAAAUGGAAAGGAUUAUUGAUUUAAUAACAUUUCAGCACAUCUUAAACUAUGGCUAUUACGGACUGAAUCAGUACAAAUAUAAUGUUGAAACUUGAUU